Rhipicephalus microplus (southern cattle tick) is the source of this 1047-nucleotide messenger RNA. RefSeq names its product metalloendopeptidase OMA1, mitochondrial. Lineage: Eukaryota; Metazoa; Arthropoda; Arachnida; Ixodida; Ixodidae. Gene Ontology annotation, molecular function: metalloendopeptidase activity. Gene Ontology annotation, biological process: protein quality control for misfolded or incompletely synthesized proteins; mitochondrial protein processing. Gene Ontology annotation, cellular component: mitochondrial inner membrane. The record is from RefSeq and is a predicted model, not a curated record.
AUGGACAUUGUCGGGGCGCCCCACUUUGUUCGCGGCGCCUUUCGACUGCUGAACACGCUGGAAGGCGCAGCCCAGCUGGCCACCCUCCUGGUGGCCUGCGCCACCGUGCGCUGGAUCCGCUCAUACACGUUGCAACUGAGCGUCCGCAGGGCCAGCGCCGCACUCACGGUGGCCUUCCUCGUCCUCGUGUGCUACUACGUCACCCACCUGGAGAAGCAGGGCAUCACCAACCGGCGACGCUUCGUCGCCUACACACCCCGGGAGUUCGCCGACCACGUCGCCGACGACGUCAGGUUGAUAGAGCGCUACUUCUGGGUCACGGCGCGCAAGCCUUCUAAGCACGGUAACUAUCGCCGCCUAAACAGGGUCUCGCAGCAAUUGCUGGCCGCCAACCUGGACCUACCGGACUCCGCAAACCGAAACUGGUCCUUCGUCAUCGUCCGUUCCAUGACGCCAAGCGCGUUCAUGCUGCCCAACUGCCACGCCUACUUCUUCGACGGGCUCUUCAGGAUUUGCGAGAACGACGACACACUGUCGUUCGUCGUGGCCCACGAGAUGGCACACUGCCUCCUUGAGCACACCCUAGAGAAGGAGUCCCUAGCCUUCUUCCUCGACAGGCUCAACACGCUCGUCUGGAUCUCAUCUCUGGCGUUGAUACGCGGCAACGUCAGGGCCACUCUGGCACCGUGGUUCGUGAGUCGUGCCCUGCACUACGCCGUGUUCUUACCUCAUAGUCGUUCGAUGGAGCUCGAGGCCGACUCCUUGGCGCUGCGCAUGAUGGCAAAAGCCUGCUUCGACUACCGUUACUGUAUAGUGUACUUCGACAACGCCGCAAUGCUCCGGAAGAGGGUCAUGGGAACCAAGAAGACGAGGAAGGUUUUCUCGACGCACCCGACGAGGCACGAGCGAGUCAACGCCUUGUACAGACAGAUGAGCACGGCUCUGGCACUGCAUAAGUCCAGGAGCUGUCCGCCUCUCCUCCCGAUGCGCAAGAACGACGAGAUCAAAUUUACCGCGUUUUUAAACGAAACCCUUAGGCGAGCAUGA